AUGGGUCGUGGAAAGAAGACAGCAAUACCAAUGAAGGCGUCUACGCCCAUUACCAAUCGCAAUAACAAAGGAACAAACAAAAGGACGUCAGGUGUUUCACUGAAGAAGCAGAACAAACAGCAGGCACAAAAGCAGACUCCGAUCAAGAGCUUGAAAAAGCCCGUAGAGGUUGUGAAGCAGCUCGUGAAGAGUGAAUAUGAGAAAGAGAAAGAUGAACAAGUAGAAUAUGAAGAGAAUAGUGAGACGGAGGAUAGUGAUGAGGCAGAAGAUGAGAAGGAGGAUGACGAGUUUGAAGACCAGGGAUCGUCGUCCGAGGAUGACAGUGAUGGUGAAGAAGACGAUGAUGCAGAGCUCACGGAGUUGGAAAAGAAGACGCGUCAUUUUGUUGUAGAUCGGGAAAAAGAGAUACAAAACAUGCGUGUAGACGGGUCUCUUGCAGUGGCAUCGCAGCUGCAUGUUGACGACCUAUCGUCGGAUGAUGAGGAAAAUAUCAACACGAUUGGCAACGUUCCGCUGCGGUGGUAUGAAGACUAUGACCAUAUUGGUUACAAUGUGGAGGGUAAGAAGAUAAUGAAGUCGAACAAUGGCGAUGGCAUUGACAAUGCAAUUGCUGCGAAAGAUGAUCCCAACUACGACCGCACAGUGUACGAUGCAUACAACGACCGCAAGAUCGUUGUUUCAGACCGCGACAUGGAAAUUAUCCGUCGUAUGCAGGCUGGCGCAUUUGCACAUCCAGAGUUUGAAGCUUACCCGGACUAUGUUGACAUCUACUCGUCAAACAAAAUGAUUCAUUCUAUGGGCAACGAUAUUGAGCCAAAGAGUCGAUUCUUGCCUUCAAAGUGGGAACGUAUGAAAGUGAUGAAGAUCAUGAAGGGUAUCAAGGAAGGUCGCAUCAAACUUGACAAGGAUCCUGAGAAAAAAACCGAGGUUUACCAGAUGUGGUUUGACGAUGACCAAGCGCAAACCCGUAAAGGUCCAGCAAACGUGCAGGCUCCAAAGAUGCCGCUUCCUGGGCAUAUUGAAUCAUACAAUCCUCCAGACGAGUACUUGUUCACUAAGGAAGAGCGUCGUGCUUGGGAAGAAGCCGAGCCGGAGGACCGUGAGACUAAUUUCAUACCAAAGAAGUUCAAGUCGCUUCGUGAGGUGUGCGGCUACAACGGUUUUGUGCGUGAGCGCUUUGAACGGUGUUUGGACCUGUACUUGGCGCCUCGUGUUAACAAGCGCAAGCUUAACAUUGACCCAGAGUCACUCGUACCAGAGCUGCCAAAACCGCAAGAUCUACGUCCGUUCCCCAACACGUUGGCUCUUAUCUUCACUGGACAUACCGGCCGUAUUCGCUCGCUCGCUGUGGAUUCAUACGGCCAAUAUGUGGCUUCUGGCUCGGAUGACUCUACUGUGCGUAUCUGGGAGCUGGAGACUUCACGCUGUUUACAAGUGUACAACGUUGGUGCCGUGGUGCACAAGCUGACGUGGAACCCAAACAAGGAUCACCAGGUGCUUGCUGUCGCGGCUGCCAAGAAGGUGUUUAUUAUUGCUACUGGAACGGGUAGCGCUGACCAAACAGAACUUACUAAUGCUCUCGUUGGCGAUGCUGACGAUAGCAUUCAAACGACUGCUUCGAAGGAUAGUACGGUAGAUACCAUGGAUGGUGAUGUCCAGUUUGUGGACGAAGAUGAGGCCUCUGUGGAGGCUGAAGCGCUGAAGAAGAAGGUACCUGUAACUUGGCGGUUUUAUAGUGGAACGAAGGACAAGCACAAGUCGAAAAAUGCUGCUGAACGGCCGUGGCUUGAGCGUCGUGUAGGCACUGGCGUUCGUGUUGUGCUGCAUCACACGAGUGACGUGAAGGACAUAGCGUGGCAUUACAAAGGGGAUUACCUUUCCACAGUCUCCCCUGGCGCUGGAUCAGGAGCAGUGCUGAUCCAUCAGCUCUCAAAACGGAAGACUCAAAACCCAUUCCAGAAGAGUGUAGGCCAAGUGCAGUGCGUUCUGUUUCACCCGUCCAAGCCUUUCUUCUUCCAUGCUACUCAGCGCCAUGUGCGCGUGUACAACCUAGUAAAGCAGUCAAUCGUUAAGAAAUUGUCAUCAGGUGUCAAGUGGAUCUCGAGUAUGGCCGUACACCCGAACGGUGACCACUUGCUUGUGGGUAGUUACGACCGAAGAUUGUGCUGGUUUGACCUGGAUCUGUCCUCGACGCCUUUCAAGACACUCAAGUAUCAUGAGAAGGCUGUGCGUGAUGUGUCAUUUCACGCCAAGUACCCGCUCAUGGCUUCUGCAUCGGAUGACGGCACUAUCCACAUCUUCCAUGCUAUGGUCUACUCGGAUCUAAUGAAGAACCCACUGAUCGUGCCGCUAAAGAUCUUGCGCGGUCAUGAAGUUUCUGGUGGUCUUGGUGUCAUGGCCCUGGCUUUUCACCCUGUUUUGCCGUGGAUUGUUACUGGCGGCGCUGAUGGGACUAUUCACCUAUUUCAGAAUAUUCAUUAA
Messenger RNA from Peronospora belbahrii, 2481 nucleotides. The record is from the annotation of a GenBank genome assembly. Lineage: Eukaryota; Oomycota; Peronosporomycetes; Peronosporales; Peronosporaceae.